AUGCGGAGGGUAAAAGAAAAAGGCCCUCCAAGACUGCAAGGAAAAGCUGGCGAAGGACCAGAAAGCCAGGAACCAGGCUCCCAUGGGCAGGCAUUCGACCCCCACCCGCAGCAACUCGAUAAGGGAAAAGAACGUGGCCUGAGAUCGCUCCCCCUUGAGGAUCGCGAAUGUGAUGACCUUAGCCCCGACAUUCAUGAUUCUCCUAGUAUUCCCGCUCUCUGUCCCCGAAUCGUCCCUCGAUCGAUUCGCCGGGGACCGCGACACGCUAACUUCCGCUUGCGCCGGGACGAUGCUAGAUCAUUGAAUAGUCAACAAUCAUCACGGGCUGGGUCACAUAUGGAUACGGCCACGGGACAAGAACUUGCCGGCAUGUUGCAGGCAGAUGAGUCGCAGGUGGGCGACCAUAAUGUAGUGGUGCAAGAAGCACCAGCUACCACCGCCACCAUCGCUCCCCAGCAGGUGGAGACUGUGGAUAUCAGUACUGAAGCCACGGGACAAGAACUUGCUGGGAUGUUGCAGGCAGAGGUGGGCGACGAAAUGGUAGUGGUGCAAGAAGCACCAGCUACUACCUACCCCCACUAUUGCUCCCCAGCAAGUGGAGACCAAUGA
Messenger RNA from Penicillium psychrosexuale, 609 nucleotides. RefSeq lists its product as uncharacterized. The transcript has a single exon. The coding region runs from base 1 to 609 and encodes 202 amino acids. Lineage: Eukaryota; Fungi; Ascomycota; Eurotiomycetes; Eurotiales; Aspergillaceae. The record is from RefSeq and is a predicted model, not a curated record.